Molecule: messenger RNA, 1197 nt
Organism: Polyodon spathula (Mississippi paddlefish)
Lineage: Eukaryota; Metazoa; Chordata; Actinopteri; Acipenseriformes; Polyodontidae
Product: olfactory receptor 142-like
Exons: 6
Coding region: 1-1197 (398 amino acids)
Biological process (GO): G protein-coupled receptor signaling pathway
Cellular component (GO): membrane
Molecular function (GO): G protein-coupled receptor activity; olfactory receptor activity
Source: RefSeq, a predicted model, not a curated record
AUGGCCUAUGACAGUCCCUGUCCUUCGCAGUCACGAACCUCUCCCUCCCUCUCCUCCAAUACCACCAUCAUCCUCGUUCCUGGGACCAAGACCUCCCAGACCGCCGAUUCCGUUGGGCCCCCUUGCCUCCCCCUCAUGGAGACUGAGGUUGGCCCCCAGCUGGGAUGCAACCAGCCAGGACACCAGGCCAGGUCCUGCCCCGCUGCCAUGGAUGUUAAUUCAUGUUUUAUUUUAUUAAUAAUACUACAGAAAAGCCUCCAUGAGCCAAUGUACAUCUGCCUCUGUAAUUUAUUUAUGAAUGCCCUCUUAGGAACUGUUAGCUUCUAUCCUUCAUUUCUGUAUCAUCUUCUUUCAGACACCCAAGUCAUUUCUUAUGAAUUUUGUUACACUCAAAUAGGUGUUAUGUAUACAUAUAUCAUGGGUGAAAUGACAAUUCUAACAGUUAUGGCCUAUGACAGGUAUGUAGCAAUAUACUUGCCAUUAAAAUACAACACUGUCAUGACAUGUACAAAACUGUACAAAUUAUUAUUUGCAGCCUGGAUCUAUCCUGUUGUUAUGGUGUCUUUUGCACUUAUCUUUUCUGUGUCAGUUCCUUUAUGUGGAAACCAGAUUAAUAAAUUGUAUUGUCACAACUGGGAUGUUUUGAAGCUAUCUUGUGUAGACACAACUGUUAAUAAUAUUUUGGGAUUUUUGGUAUAUGCUUCAUUUAUUCCACUCUUUUCUUUUACUGUAUAUUCUUACAUUAAGAUACUUAUGGUAUGCCAUAACAGCUCCAAAGAACACAACAGGAAAGCUUUGCAAACCUGUCUUCCACAUUUAAUUUCAUUAAUCAGCUUUUAUGCUACUGUGUUAUCAGAAAUUAUUCUAAGCCGAUUAAACCCUAAGAAUGUGUUAAACAUUGCUCAGGCAGCCUACCAAGCCACGAGCGACCAUCACGCCACCGACUACAACCUGGUCAAGCAGGCUAUCCUCCGCCGCCUAAACAUCACUACCGAGACCCACCGGGCAUGGUUUAGGGAGUAUCGGAGGGCCCCGGAGACACGCCCCAGGGUGGUUGCAGAGCAGUUGUGCGACCACAUAGUGUAUUGGCUGACCACCGGGAAGAAGACCUCCCAGCAGACCAGCCGCUCUCAAGGAACCCUCAGUGAAGUGGCGCCCUUGAUGGUGGACCUGCUCGUGGUGGUGAUGGAUGAGUAG